GCACAGGUAGCCAGGCUUGUGCCGGCGGGGGCGGUGGGCUCACGCCUAUGGGACUGUGCAAAAGCAAACACAAACUCAAGAAAGGCGAGGAGCAAAAGAAGGCACCCACCAGUUCGGCCCCAAAGUCUAAGGAAAAGCACCCCCAGGAAUCCAGGCAGUCAGACAAGGAGUUGGAGAAGCUCUCAGAUCCUCCUGCGGGGGCAGACGAAGAGAAAGCUGAUGGAAAGCAAAAGUCCAACAAGAAGAAAAAUGUCAUUCCACGGAUCAUCAUCACUCGAGCCUCAAAUGAGACUCUGGUUAGCGACAGCUCUAGUGUGAGUGAGGAGCAGAGAACCAUUCGGGAGCAGCAUGACUGGGGCCCCUACUAUCGGCACCGGAACCCCAGCACAGUAGAUGCCUAUAAUUUACAUACCACAGAAUAA
Messenger RNA from Otolemur garnettii (small-eared galago), 422 nucleotides. It is a transcript of the gene SPATA33, whose product is annotated as spermatogenesis associated 33. NCBI's taxonomy places the organism in Eukaryota, Metazoa, Chordata, Mammalia, Primates, Galagidae. The record is from RefSeq and is a predicted model, not a curated record. The transcript has 3 exons. Gene Ontology annotation, cellular component: cytoplasm; nucleus. The coding region runs from base 48 to 422 and encodes 124 amino acids.